Neoarius graeffei (lesser salmon catfish) is the source of this 4697-nucleotide messenger RNA. It is a transcript of the gene pan2, whose product is annotated as poly(A) specific ribonuclease subunit PAN2. NCBI's taxonomy places the organism in Eukaryota, Metazoa, Chordata, Actinopteri, Siluriformes, Ariidae. Gene Ontology annotation, molecular function: protein binding; nucleic acid binding; poly(A)-specific ribonuclease activity. Gene Ontology annotation, cellular component: PAN complex; P-body. The record is from RefSeq and is a predicted model, not a curated record. The coding region runs from base 109 to 3687 and encodes 1192 amino acids. The transcript is spliced from 26 exons. Gene Ontology annotation, biological process: nuclear-transcribed mRNA poly(A) tail shortening; mRNA processing.
GUGUGUUUUUGUUUUGAAUGAUAGCAGGAUGUGCUGUAGGAGCUAGCUGGGCUAAUCUUAACUAUAUUGUGGAAGUAUGAUAAUUAUCUGAGCAGCAGGUCCACACUCAUGAUGAACUUCGACGGUCUGGACCCGGGACUGGGAGAGUACACGGCCGGCCUGCACGGAGGUCUGGAGCCUGGGCUGGACUCGAGUCUGGACCCGGCGCUGCUGCAGGCCGUGGAGCUGGACCCGGACGCCAUGGCCGUGGCCGUGGCCGAGGGCAUGUACUCCGAGCUGCACAGCGUGGCCUCUGAGGUCGGGGUUCCGGUCACGACGACCCACUUCGACUUACACGAAGAGCUGCUGUGGAUCGGGAACCACCGGGGCCAUGCAAGCUCCUUUUUUGGGCCCACGAUGGGGCGUUAUUCCUCUUUCCAGGUGCACCUGGCUGAUGACAUCCGCCAUAUUCAGAGCAUGGACACUGGUGUCCUGUUUCUGACCAAGAGUAACCUCAAGUGCCUUACACGCGGAGGCCUCGUCAUGUUUGACUACCCGAUGGAGGAGGGUGCUGACAUGCACAGUUUGCUGCUCACGGAAAAUAACACGCUGCUGUUGGGAGGUUUACAGAACUAUGUGACGGAGGUGGAUCUGAACACCGUGCAGGAAACACAGAAAUUCACCGUGGAGAUCCCUGGCGUGGCCAUCAUGAGGCAAUCUAAUCGUUUCUUCUUUUGUGGACAUACAUCAGGAAAGGUGUCCUUGCGAGAUCUGCGCACUUUUAAAAUGGAGCAUGAGUUUGACGCGUACUCGGGCAGCCUUUCCGAUUUCGAUGUGCACGGCAACCUGCUGGCAGCUUGCGGUUUCUCGAGCCGCGGCCUCAACGGCAUGUCAUGUGAUCGCUUCCUAAUGGUGUACGACCUACGCAUGAUGCGAGCUGUUACCCCUCUGCAGGUGCAUGUGGACCCACUGUUCCUUCGCUUCAUCCCUACCUACACCUCCCGGCUGGCCAUUAUCUCCCAGACAGGUCAGUGUCAGUUCUGCGAGCCCACAGGUCUGGCCAACCUGGCUGAUAUUUUCCAUGUGAGCACAGUGGGCCAGCUGCUGAUGAGCUUCGAUGUGUCGAGCAGUAAGCAGGCGCUGGCGUUCGGAGACUCGGGCGGUUGUGUGCACCUGUGGUCCAGCGCCCAAGAGGUCUCCUUCAACGACUACUCCAGAGAGACGGAGCUGGCGCUGCCGUGCCUCGUGGACUCGCUGCCUCAGCUGGACUGGAACCACGAGCUGGUGCCACUGUCUCUGGUGCCCAUGCCACUCACCAGCACGGAGCCUCUGUUCUCAGACUGGCCCAGCACCCUCAUCACUCCCAGCCCCAGACGUGCACCAGCAGUUGACCCGGAGAUUUUGAGGACGAUGAAGACUGUCGGGUUUAUUGGAUAUGCUCAGAACCCUCGCACACGCCCCAGAAAUCAAGUUCCUUAUAAGAUAAAGGAGGUGGAGCUGGAGUAUGACAACUAUAACCAGGUUCCAGAGUCUCCGAUUGGCCGAGAUGAGGAGCCUCACCUUUACAUGGUGCCAAAGAAGUACAGAAAGGUCACUAUCAAGUACUCCAAAUUGGGGCUGGAGGACUUUGACUUCAAGCAUUACAACAGAACCCUGUUUGCUGGUUUGGAGCCUCAUAUACCCAACGCUUACUGUAACUGCAUGAUCCAGGUGUUGUAUUUCCUGGAGCCAGUUCGCUGCCUGGUGCAGAAUCACCUGUGUCAGAAGGAGUUCUGUUUGGCCUGUGAACUCGGCUUCCUCUUUCACAUGCUGGAUCUGAGUAGAGGAGACCCCUGCCAGGCCAGUAAUUUCCUGAGGGCGUUCCGGACCAUUCCUGAAGCAUCAGCUCUCGGCUUGAUCCUGGCUGAUUCCGAUGAGCAGACAGGUAAAGCCAGGCUGGGUCGCCUCAUCCAGAGCUGGAACUGCUUCAUCCUCACACAGCUGCACCAGGAAACUCAGGAGCAGGAAGGACCUCAGGCUUACAGAGGGACCAGCAGUACGCUGGGUUCCUCAGGGGAGUCAGUGAUCGGCAGGCUGUUUGGCUGUGAGGUGGAGAACAGCAGUCUCUGUCGCUGUGGGAAGGAGACGGUGCGCUCCUCACUCACCCUGCUCUUCACUAUGCACUACCCUGAACAGAGCUCUCUUGAAAAGUUCCCAGAAUAUGACUUUGCUGAAAUCCUGAAGAAGAGCAUCUGUCUGGAGCAGAGCACACAGGCCUGGUGUGAAAACUGUGAAAAAUAUCAGCCUACAGUGCAGACACGGAACAUCCGUUGCCUGCCUGAUGUGUUGGUGAUAAACUGUGAGGUGAACAGCAUGAAAGAAGCAGAGUUCUGGAAAGCCCAAGCCGAGUACUCAUUCAACAAGGCACUGAAGAAAGGAGCUACAGAGCUGCCGAAGCCCAAAGAGCCUCUUCCUACAGAGUGGUGCUUAGAGGACGAGGUCUACAGUGUGGAAACCUUUGACACACGACCAGAGGACCUGAGGCAUGUGUGGAUUCCACAGAGUCUAAAGAUGUGCAUUAAUAAGACACACGGACUGGAGGUGUGCAGCUGGCUUGAGACUGAAGAGCUUGGUCCAGAGGAAGAGUCUGAGGGAGCUGCUGUAUAUGACCUGGUGGUCACUGUGCCUCACAUUCUCGACCCCCGUACAGGUGGAAACCUGGUGGCUCAUAUCAAAGUGGGAGAGACGUACCACCAGAGGAAAGAGGGAGUCACACAUCAGCAGUGGUACCUCUUUAAUGACUUCCUGAUUGAGCCCAUUGAUAAGACUGAAGCGGCUCAGUUUGAUUUAAACUGGAAGGUGCCGGCCAUCAUUUACUACGCCAAGAGGAACUACCAUAAUAAAUAUGAUCUGCGCAUUAAAAACCCAAUUGAAGCAAACGUGCUGCUGACCGAAGCAUCGCUGGCCCGCAAACAGAGGAAGAGUCAUGCCACCUUCAUCCCUCUGAUGGUGAGUGAGAUGCCUCAGGCUGGAGACCUUGUGGGACUGGAUGCAGAAUUUGUCACGCUCAAUCAGGAAGAGGCGGAGCUCCGAAGCGAUGGCACCAAGUCCACCAUAAAGCCGAGCCAGAUGUCUGUGGCUCGUAUUACUUGUGUGAGAGGACAGGGGCCCAACGAGGGGGUUCCUUUUAUUGACGAUUACAUUUCAACACAGGAGCAGGUGGUUGAUUAUUUGACUCAGUACUCAGGAAUCAAACCUGGUGACCUGGAUGCUAAGAUUUCUUCGAAGCACUUGACCACACUGAAGUCCACUUACCUCAAACUCCGCUUCCUUAUCGACACUGGCGUUCGUUUUGUUGGCCACGGUUUACAGAAGGACUUCCGAGUCAUAAACCUGAUGGUUCUGAAAGACCAGGUGAUAGACACAGUCUACCUCUUCCACAUGCCCAGGAAAAGGAUGAUCUCUCUGCGUUUCCUUGCCUGGUAUUUCCUGGACCUAAACAUUCAGAGUGAGACCCAUGACAGUAUCGAGGAUGCACGCACCGCUCUACAGCUGUACAGGAAGUACUUAGAGCUGAGCCGCAGGGGGCAGGAGGAGUUCCGGAAAGUACUGAAGGGCCUUUAUGAAAAAGGGCGUAAGCUCGACUGGAAAGUGCCGGAGUCAGACUCUGCAGAAAGCCAGGGAAGCCCUAAAGGUACUGCCGUGUUCCCUUCAGUGCUCGGCUUAUGAUCCGAGUCAAAUUCCUUCUGCAGCUGUAACAUUCCAGCCAAACAGACGACGACUUCUCCCUGUUUUUCACUUGUCCAUCCAGAAGUCUUCAGCAUCGCUGAUGAAGCCAGCCGGUUUAUCGCUGCGCUUUUCGGCAGGCCGUUACAAACACUGGAAAAGCAGACACUGAUUUAUACCAGUUAUUUUGGGAAAAGUGAACAUGCAGUUUAAAAAAAAAAAAGACUUGAUGCAUUUGGAAUGGUGUUCCCUUGGAAUGGUUUAAAGGAACAGUUUAACAAAAAAGGACAUCAUUUUCACUUUACGAGACGUGUUUGGUCAGAUAUUUGUGCCGGAAUUACAAAGGUAAUGUAUAGUCUAUUAUAAAUUCCACACGUCCCUGUCACACUGCAGGCUUUUAUGAUGUAAAAAACAAAAGAAACUAAAAUAAACCAUGGAAGAUCUUUUUUUUUUUUUCCACCUUUAAUGUGAUCCAGCAACCAAAAUAAUUCAAGUCAAGAACGAAUAGAAAUGUUUUAGGGAAUAAAAAGAUGAAGAAGAAGAAGAAACUUGGUUAAAGAAGUGUGCUGCUAAUACUACUUCUUCUUAAAGCACUUUUUACUUGUAAUACAGAACUCGGGCUUUUUUUGGUUCAAAAUCGACCAACUUGGCGCAUCUUGAUUUGACAAUUUUAUUCCACUCUUCCUUGUGAAAAUGUUCCACAUCCAUCAAAUUGCAGGUGGAUCUUCUGUCCGCAGCCCUCUUCAGGUCAUUCCACAGGUUCUGAAUAGGAUUUACAGGAUCUGGGUUCUGACCAGGCCAUUUCCAAACGCUGAUCAUCAUCUCUGUUGACGUUUUCUCCUGGUGUUGAACAGAGACAUGCAGGUUUUAUACUAGAAUAGAUUUGUAUGUGGAACUCGCUAUGAAUCCCUCGAUCUUGGCAUGAGCCCCGGUUACAGGUGAAAAGAAGCAGCCCAAUAGUAUGAUGCUGCCACCAUCAUGUUUCAUGCUUCACCAUGGGGAUGGUGUUCUUG